Molecule: messenger RNA, 5717 nt
Organism: Pecten maximus
Lineage: Eukaryota; Metazoa; Mollusca; Bivalvia; Pectinida; Pectinidae
Product: wings apart-like protein homolog
Exons: 17
Coding region: 134-3868 (1244 amino acids)
Biological process (GO): regulation of chromosome condensation
Source: RefSeq, a predicted model, not a curated record
GGCAUUGUGGGCAUGCGCACUUCCCUACUUUGCCUUCAACCACGAAAAAUGGCGCUUAUCCUUAGGUGGCAUCGAUAGCGGUGGAAAAUAAACUGCUUAUGUGGAAGGAAUACAGACGACAGGACAAUCCGUCAUGGCAAGCAAAUACGCAGUCAAAACCUAUAGUCGAUCUUAUGGAAGGGAGACUGCUGCAAGCAAAGCCUUUGAUGAAAUAGUGACCAACAAGGCUGGGGCUCAGAAUAUCCCAAUUAAAACGGCUAAUACAAAAUGGGGUAAAACACAAUUUAGUAGGGUCAGAGAUGAAGACCCUUUUCAAACCACAUGCAAGAAAGUUAAAACAGAGGUUGAGACCGAGGAUCCAUUCUCAUUCGGAUCUGAUGAAAGUGAAACUGCAAGGCAGAAAGUAGUCAAGGAUGAACCUGCUGCUAGCUCGCAUCAAGCAGGUUUGGGACGGCCAGCUAUUCCAAAUAUGAAGGUAAUGAAAUCACAUUCUUACACAUCUGAAAGAACCAAGAUUGAACCAGACACACAAGAUUUUGAUUCUCAACCUACAUUCAAGAGACCCGUGAGGACAUAUUCUCGUGCUACCAAAAAACAUAAUGCUGACAAUUCAAAACAAUUAUCUAUGGAUCAAUUUGCAAAACCAGUUUCUAAUGAUGAAGACGAUGACAUGCCGGUACUUGAGCCAGAGGGAUCUGCUGUAGGGGAACCUUAUGCAUCACAUUCCAGUAGUUAUGCAGUCGAAGAAGCAUCAAAUCCAGAGGACCCAUUCUCACAAUACGACGAGGAUGAGGAAGAAGCUCCCCUUUUGUUCAGUGAACGUCAAACUUACAGCAAGCACACAAAGAUGGCGGCAUUUUCUUCAAAUGUUUCCAGCUCCCCUAAAACACAUUUGUUACAAAGUGAUGAUGAAGAUAAUCCAAAGGCAACUGUUCUGAACUUCCGAAGCCAUUUCAUGGACCCAGCCGUUUACAGCAGAUUUAACUAUGUUCCACGUCCAGAGGACCCAGUAGGAAGGCUUAACAACAGCAAAGUUCUUCAAAAAAGUGAAAUUAAACAUGGUAAGGGAUCAACACUUAUUGUAAUCUGUUCACCUAAGCCACCGACUGGUGAAAAUAAGGCAAAACUUCACCAUCAGAAAACUGUUAGAGACCCUUACUCACGAGAUAUUGCUGAAACUGAUGAGAAUAGUGGUAGUGAUUCUCAGGAACAUAGUAAAUCAGAGGAAACUGCCACAGAUAGCUCAAACUUUGAGUUUUCAGAAGAUAAUAGUGCUUCUACUCCAAGCAUGGAAGAACAGUCAUCUGCCACUAAUGAAAAUGACAACCCAGGUAAAAUACAGUACAAGAAAGGUGUUAAACGGGGACGGGACAAUACUGAUAAGUCUGUUAGGUAUAAUAAGUUCUUCAGGUCAAGAAAUUCUGCAGCAAUGAAGGAAGAAAAUGAUUCCAAAAAAAUUGGUACUAGUCCAGAAGAGCAGCAAGCUAAUGAGGAAAAUGACCAAGACUUCGAACAAAACACUCCAGAAAAUGUCAAAGCCAAUAAAAAGAAGCAAGACUCUUUCACGUCAUUUGGUUUUGAUGAAGAUGCAGAAUCUCAACAGAGUGCUGAAAGUUUGGAGAAGUCUGAGGAAGGUCCUUUAGCAGCUGAGUCCAUGGAAGUCGGUGAGGAACAGACCAUGCAGCAGAGUGAGGGCAGUCAGUCCGAGGAGGAAGAGAGUUCACAAACCACACAGGACCUUAGUCAAACAUCAGCUGAUUCUAGCGAGGCAGAACCUCCCAAACUGACCAAGGCCAAGACAGUCCGGAUCAGAGAGAAGAAGAUAUUCAAGUCCAAAAACAAAGGAGAUGUGCAAAAGAAAAUGUUGCAAAGUCCCAAAAAGUCUCCAUCAAAAGCUGUGUACAAUGUCCGCUCCUGGCAGGAAGACUUUGACGAAGAGGAAAGGGUAACAUUUAUCAGAAAUAACAAGAAUAAGGACGAUACAGCUGGGCCACCAAAACUUGUCCCUAUCCCUAAAAUGGCACCCAAGUUGGAAGAGCCAGGCGAGCGCCCGAAUGAGCCUCCUAAGCUGUCCAGGGCAGUACACUGGCCGGACAGACUCGGGGAUGAGGCAUACACUUCUGUACAUGUCUCCAAGGAGCACAAGGAGUUGUACACUGUGGUAAAGAAUGUUAAGCAAGCUCAUGAGUGUCAGGAGUAUGGGGAGACUCAGGAGUUCUCUGACGACGUGGAGUACCUACUGGCUGGACUCCAGGAGGGACAACCUAUGUCAACACGCUGCCUUAGCUGUACGGGACUUGCACAGAAAUGCAUUUUACCUGCAUUCCGUAUGCAUUUGAGAGCCCAUGGUACUGUAGCCAAGAUAUUCUCUUCCCUCCAAGAUGCCUGCACUGAUCCUAGUCUCGCCCUAUGCACAGCACUGUUGAUGUUUAUGCUCAGUCGUGAUCGUUUAAACAUGGACCUGGACGGAGAUAGUCUGGACCUCAUGCUCAAAUUGUUGGGAGUGGACAACCAGGAGCAGCUCAGUGCCACUAUUACUGCCUCAGGGAAGCGUGCACUCAACCGGAACCGUGCACGUGUUGGUGAGGUGUACAUGCAGUUACAGCUUGAGUGUGGUACAAAGCUACCGGACAUGGAGAGUGUCUCCACUGGUAACCUAGCUAUGGAGUCCCUGUUGAGUUUAACUUCAAGAAGAGCAGGUGAAUGGUUCAAGGAAGAGCUACGGACACUGGGUGCUUUGGAUCAUAUUGUAGAUACAGUUUGCUCCUGCAUUGAGGCAGUUGGAGAUGAUACAACUCUCCUGACUGAUAGCACCAUAGAAAAUCUGAAGAAAAUUGACCGCUGUCUCAGGGUAUUGGAAAAUGUAACAUUUGUCAAUACAGAAAACCAGACGUAUCUGAUAAGUUACAAACAAGGAGUUUUGGUUCGGUCAAUAUGCAGGGCCCUUUACACCUGUGAGCAGUGCUUGCCUGUCUACCCACUGGUGGAGUCGGAGAAGAUAGAGAAAGAUUCCACAGGCUAUGUGGUGUACAGUUGUGUCCUUGCCAUCCUCCGUGUGUUACUCAACCUCACUCAUGAUAAUGAGUUUGGUAGUACCAAGACUGGGGAACAAGCAGACUUUAUCAAUGUUGUAUUAGCCUGUAUUCUACAGACCCCUCAGCAUGUACCUGUUGACAUGCGUUUUGACAUCCUGGUGCUGAGUCUGGGUUUGAUGAUCAAUCUGGUUGAGCACUGUGAGGUAAACCGCCGACGUUUGAUUGACACCAAAAUAGAUUCACCUUACGAAUUUGAGAAACGCCAGAAAGACAUAAUUCCAGCUCCAAAGGCUCUAGUCCAGGUGUUUUGUCAUCGAUAUGAAAUAGCCAAGAAGAUGGAGGAACAGGAUUUUGGUGAGCCUACCACUCCUCAGGCCUCACCCAACAAAAGCGGAGAGUGGAAAGAAUCUGACUCCGGAAUAGAAUGGGUAAUCAACUCUGCCAAGAAGGCCAAGGAGGCUGAGCAGGCGGAGAGGGAACAAAGAACUGAGAAUGAGGACACACCUCUAAAGGAGAAAUUGAAACAAAAUGAAGAGGAUGGCAGAAAUGCUAACAUAGAUGACGAGGAUACAUUUACAAAAGCUCUGCACAGAGCGGGCAAGCACAUGGAAAACAGCAUUGUAGCCUCAUAUGUAGCACUCUUACUGGGCUGUGUGAUACAGGAUAACACGAUGUUUGUGGACAACAUUAAACAAUACCUCCCCAAAGGCAACUUCGAUGACAUGAUUACUAUUCUGAAGAAAUUCUUGGGAUUUAUGAAUUUAACCACUGCCAUUGGUAGUACUGGAGGGAAAUCCAUAGCACAUGUGAUCGAAGUACUGGAAGGUUGCUAGCAACACCAGACAUCCUUUCCGUGUCCAACGGAAUCAACCACAACAAAAACAGCUGGCUGUAUUUAAAACAUUAAGAUGAAAGUCAUGUUUCCAGUAGUAACCUUAAUAAUGGAAGGAAACAUGAAAAUUGUGAUAGUCAUAUAGUUUUUCAUUCAUUUUUGUGAAAUAUAGCAAACAUUGUGGUGAUAUGUUUGUAAAAUUCGGAUAAGCUCCAGUUGCAAAACAGUCGCAGAUGUGAAUUAAGAAUGUCUAACAAUGUUCCAUGAUAACCUGAUAGCAUUUUAAAACAUCAUCUACAUUUAAUUGAAAUUUUCAUUGAUUUCUCGAGAAUGGUAGGAGUAACACUUUUUUGUACAUACAAGCAUGUAAAUGAAUUGAUAUGAAAAAAAAAUAAUAGGCAAAAAUUGAACAUAUUCUGUGUAAUAAUAUGAAAGGCAACAUAUUUUACCUAUGAAUGUACAAGGAUGUGAUCUGUGUAUGUACAGAGAUGUGACCUGUGUAUGUACAGAGAUGUGACCUGUGUAUGUACAGAGAUGUGACCUGUGGUUUAUAAGGUUUUCUAUGUGACUUGUGAAUGUACAGAUGUUAGGGACAACAUUGACUGGACACCAGCAUCCCUGGAUUAGAAAAAUGUUCAGAAGUAAAAACUCUGCCCUUUGGUGAAUGAGUCCACUGUUGAAGUACAUGAACAUGUAACUGGACAAAUGAGUUAGCAGCAUCAUAAGGUUGAGUGAAUGAUCAGCUCGUUUAUAGUGAGAGUGUGGUGAAAAGAUCAGCCCCUGUUUAUAGUGAGAGUGUGGUGAAAUGAUCAGUCCCUGUUUAUAGUGAGUGUGUGGUGAAAUGAUCAGCCCCUGUUUAUAAUGAGUAUGUGGUUAAAUGAUCAGUCCCUGUUUAUAGUGAGAGUGUGGUGAAAUGAUCAGCCCCUGUUUAUAAUGAGUAUGUGGUUAAAUGAUCAGUCCCUGUUUAUAAUGAGAGUGUGGUGAAAUUAUCAGUCCCUGUUUAUAGUGAGAGUGUGGUGAAAUGAUCAGCCCCUGUUUAUAAUGAGAGUGUGGUGAAAUGAUCAGCCCCUGUUUAUAAUGAGAGUGUGGUGAAAUGAUCAGCCCCUGUUUAUAAUGAGUGUUUUGUGAAGUCACGUUUUAUAUUAGACUUAAUGUGCAAUCAAGGUAUCCCAUUCUAUUUCCUUGUAGUUUACUUAUAGAGUGUGUAGUUUAGAAAGUGGUGAGGGUAUGUUUUGGAGAAUGAGUGUAUUUAGGAAAGAAAAUGUUGUGAAAUCAAGUGGCCUUUCAUUGCUAUCAUUAAUAUUAUUCUUAAGCCGAACUCCAUUUUGUAUCCCAGAUUGUAAAAUAGUUUGUAGGACUUUUUAACCACCUGGUAUGAUCAUGUUUAGUGGAAGUGGAUUAAAUUUGAAAAGGUGACUGGUGUAUCAGAAACUGAAUUUUCACUAAAAUUGUACAUAAAUCAUGUGUCAACUGUAGGUAGAUAUGUAAGAGAGUGCUCGGUACUAGUUUUCUUGUCUGUUCAUAUGGUUUCACUAUUGUGUAUUUCUUAACAAACUUUCAUUAAAAAGAUUUUCUUUAUUGACACAUUACAAAAAAGUAUUGAUUGUUGAGUGUAGGAGUGUAUCAGGUUCAUUUCUUUUUUCUUCUUUUUUUUUGUUUCUUUUUUUUUUGAUUCAGCAUGAACAUGGUUUUGUUUCUCCAUCUUGUGUCACCUUUAGUGUGUUGUCAGUUUAAGGCAUGAUUCUGUUCCUCUGAGUUCCUCACAUUUUGAUGGUAUGUCAUGCAGAACUUUGUAUUUAUGUAUAGAUCUUCAGUAUCAUAAAUUGAAUAAAUAUUUUGAAAUACUGGAA